CGAGCUGGUGGCCUUGAGAGCAGGCUGGGUGAGGGAGAGUCUCUAGCUCCUCUAGACCAUGAAGGUGAACCCACAACAGGCCUGUUACUGUUUUUCUUUUAAGACAAAAGUUGCUAGGGUAUGUAUCUGUACUCAGUUUAAUUGUAGACAAAUAAAUGGGCUUGGGCUUGCAGUUGGGUUGGGCACUCAUCUCUAAAAGGUUCGCUAGAUCUUCCUCAGAUCUGAAUAGGAUUUUCUUCAUGGCAGACACAGGAGCAGGGAGGAAAGGGACAGGGAGGUGUCAGAUGGGAGCGUGGAGUGAGGGGUCUCUGUGUGAAAGGCCAACAGACUCUGCACUCCUGCCCCAGGCCUCUACUUCUCUCCCCUUCCCCGCUUCCCAGGAGGUCUGGGGUCCCUGUGAAGGACAAGGUUGAAGAAAUCCUGUGGGAGGUGGGGCCUGAGGUUUUGAAUUGAGGACGCACAAAUAGAAACCACUCCUCUGCAGGCUCUGCAGGGAAAAAGAGCUGGAGGAGGGGGUGGCUGGUGAUUUAGCUCAGUGGCAUAAGUGCCUGCCUUGCAAGCAAGCAGUCUUGAGUUCAAUCCCUGGUACCGAUAAGAAAAAGAGCUGGAGACCCCUAGAUAUCCCAGAGGGUGGGAGGGGCUGCCAAGCAGUGUUCUACACUGGGGACUGGUGGUAAGAGGCCGGUGCAGGGUGAGGGGGACCCAUCAGACCCCCAGAUACCUGGGGGGAGAAGGGUAGGGAAUAAGGAAAGACAAAAGACAAUUCUUUUUGGUAUAAGAGAGGAUCAGAGGAGUUCACCUCUAGUGGACUGACUGAUCGAUCUCUCUAGUGUUGCCAGUUUGUAUUAGUAACUAAGAAACAGAAGAAGUAAAGGUUCUUCCCCUGGAUGCCUGUGUUUUGUGUAGAUAUUACCUUGUCUUAAGAGGCUGUAAAUAUGAGCUUCCUAACAAGGCCAGAGAGCAUGUAGCUAUUUGUAAACUCACUGUCCCUUGCACGGACCACAGGACCACUGUCACAGAGCCUGGUCCCUAAUGUAGUAAAAGAUUAUUUUAUAUCUUCUGGUCUCCAACAGCUGGGAGCAAGCUCUUCCUCUCUGUGGGCUGGGGUGGGUUAAACUAAGGAGAGAGAAUUGGGGCUCCUCUGGCUCCAUGCCUGUUCUCUGGCCAGGGUACCUGGGCGCUGUCCCACACCCGCCCCAGAGAUCCGGAACCUUCUGGCAGCCCAGUCCUCCACUCUCCCCUUCCUAUACUCACUGCUAACAAGGCCCUUUCUGAUCGCACUAGGCUUUGAGGCAUGCAGGCCAGUAAGGCCCAUUUCUGGCUUCUUUAAUGGGACGGAAGCACCCAGGCCUUGGGCGAGGGCCGAAAACAGAGGCUGAGUCAAGUAGUCAUUCUCUGUGCCGGCUGACCUUCCUGCCUCCACACAGAGCCCACGCCCGUCACAGCAUCACCCAAACUGGCCAUUGCUGUCAGUAAUCCAAAAUAGAGGGAUGUAAAUUAGACAGAAGAGGACUUAAAAAAAAAAAAAAAACAAAACUAUUGUGGUACUGGGGGUUGAACUCAGAGCCUUUGUACUAUGGUACAUCCUGAGCCCAUUUUAUUUUUAUUUUUUAAAUUUUGAGACAAAGUCUCAUUAAAUUGCUAAGUCGUCCGGGUUGGGCUCAAACAUGUGAUGCUCCUGUCUCAAUCUCCCAGAGUGCUAGAAUUACAGACCAGUGCUACAACCCAGGCUCAGGAGUGAGGAUAUUCUUAAAGUGGGUGUACAGUACAGUAGAUGUGGUAGCCUUAGAAGUGGUAAACCUUCCAUGCAGCAAGAGUAUAUUCCUGGUUGUCAGAAGAGGAGCGAUUGCCAUUUUUCUUUUUUCUUUCUUUCUUUCUUUUUUUUUUUUUUUUUUUUUUUGCGGUACCAAGGAUCGAACUCAUGACCUUGUGCUUGCCAGGCAGGCACUUAUGCCACUGAGCUAAAUCCCCAGCCCAACAAUUGCCAUUUUUCAACAGCUAAUUUUUUUUUGAGAUAAGGACUCAUUAUGAAGCUGACCUCAAAGUCAUGGCCAUCUUUCUGCCUCAGCCUUCCAAGUGCUGUGAUUAUAGGCAUGUGCAACCAUGCCUGCCCCUCCAACAGCUGUUUACUAAGCAUCUACUAUGUGUCAUGUACUAAGUGAGCCUUAGGAAUCCAGGAACAAAUAAUAAAUUUCAUGAUGUAGGAACUAUUACCUACUGACUGAGCAGACUUCUAAGUGGAAAUCAUAUUUGAAAACAAGGAAGCAGACUGACUGUAAAGAUAGGAAAAGAUGGGGGGCAGUGGAGGAAGAGAAGUAAAGGGGAUCAAGAUGAGUAUUUGUUCCCUACAAUGAAUGUGUUUAUUAUGUAUCACAAACAUAUGCUUUUUUUUUUAAAUCAGUACCGAGGAUCAAACUCACAACCACCUGCUUGCAAGGCACGUGCUUAUGCCGCUGAGCUAAAUCCCCAGCCCAUCAAAUGUAUGCUGAUUGCAUUUAUUUAUUUUUGGUACUGGGAAUCAAAUUCAGGACCCUAGGCUAGCCAGUCAGGUGCUAUGCUGCUGAGACAGACCCUCGCCCUCAUCCUGCUAAUUCUAUUAAAAAAAAAAAAAAAAAAAAAAAAAAAAAAAAAGAGGUCGGGGAGAAAACAGAGAAGCACCUUGAAUUACAGGAGAUAGAGCAACACCCUCCACUAACCUGGGUGGGGAGUUUGGGAAGGGCAGGCAGGGGACAGCAUAAGGCCUCUGAGGGACAGAAAGAAGCUGACUGGGUGGCUAGAAGGUGAAGGAGACAAGCCAGGCAGGCAGAGGGUCAGUAGUGGAGGAAACCAUGACCACCUCCGAAGAGGAACGGGGCUUCCAAGGUUGUGGGUAGAGGCGAAGAUAGGUUUUUUACAAAAUCUGCUGCUGCGCUGCUGCUGCUGCUGCAUGAGGAGAGGCCGGAUCCAGCCUGCAGGGUACCUAGAGACCCAGGCAUCGGGCAGUGGGGCAGGGAAUGGAGGGAAGGGAAGUGGGGUCUCAGGAUAUGGGAAAUGUUGUACUCUAAGAAAGUAGCUUCAUCAUUUUGUGUAUUAUAGCAAACCUGUACCGCGGCUUACUAAAUGUUUUCUUUUCUUAACUGAUAUGUUAAGUGACCCAAUUGAUAUGUUGAGCAAUACUCUCCCCUGUAAAGAAUUGCAAGAAUUUCACUUAAUUGAAAUGUUAAUCACGGAGCGGCCCUCUACAAACAAGAAGAGUGGUGCUAAAACAAGCUAACAAGGGCUGUUAAUCACGGGUAGGCGCCUCUAGUCUUCGCUAAAGAACUAAAGAAGACAAGAAGGCCCACUAAUUUACACAUUGUUUGAAGUAGUGUGUUUAUAUGCAGGGAGAUUUGCCCAUGAGUUUAACCUUUUUACCUAACCUUAGUUACUCUUCCCACAAGAUAGAUACUCGCCGUUUUCCUGUUCUGUAGCGCGCCUUAUUGCCUCCCCCCACCCACCUAUCUGGGCCAUAAAGAAUUUGGGUUUCUGGUGACCUCUCCCCGACCUGGUGAUGAUCUGUCAUAAAAUGAGCCUGCCCCAAUUUUAAGAACUGUUUAGCUUCAAAGAAAUUACCGGGAAAUACUGUGGCCCAAACCCCGAUCGGUGCUUUCCUUUUGUUCUGUAUGUACCAAUGGGUUAGAUAUCAGAUCUUUGUAAAACUUAAGUUCCAGCAUCUCAUAACUCGUGACCCCUUCGCACUCACUGGCGAAGACAAGCUGUCCUAGGAUAAUUAACUCUCCACUUUCUUCCCCAAAUAUUGCUGCAGAUGUGCCACUCUGAGAUAAUGUCAGUCUGCAGGAUGGGAGUAAUUUGAGCAACACCAGGAACUCCCGGGACUGUCAGAGCUAAGUGGACAGCAAUACAGUUUCCAGAUGCGGGUCAACAGGUUUAAUGGCCUUACAGGUUUCCUCCCCACUUUCCCUUACUUUUAAAAACCCCUUUCCCCAGUCUUGGGCGCGCAGUCUUUGGUUUGAUCUAGGAGAGACUGUGCCGCCAGGACUGGCUCAAUAAAGCCUUUGCCACUUAAGUUUUGGACUCUUGUUUCCGUGGACUUUAUACCGGGGCCCACGUUAUAACAUUUGGGGGCUCGCCCUGGAUGGAAGCAAGACUCCAGACUCAUUUCCGAACAUCUGAAAGUAAGUGCUCUGGAGGUUUUGUUUGGGCCGCGGUCAAUUUGUAAUUUUGAGGGGACGCCCUCAAUUUGGGAGUGGGAACCACCCGAGGACAGAGUCAGUUGGUUUGUCGGACAAAUUCUGUCCAUCUGUGAAUCUGCCCCGGGUGAGGAACCACUCCGUUCGGAAGGGGACGCCCUUAAUUUGGGAAGUGAAGCCCCCGAGGAUGAAGUCAAUUGGUUUUUGCCAUUUGUGACUCCGCCUGGGUGGGGAACCACUUCAUUAGUUAAAUUUGUUAAUUCCUCCAGAUCCCAAAAUUUGACUAAUUUUUGAGCAAAGGCCAUUCUGCUGCAGCUUGUCUUGUCCUGUCUCGUCUUGUGUGUCGGUCUGUGUGUUCAUUUGUUCUAAUUGUUCCCCUUUUUGGUCACCUAACUCUAACAGAGCCUUCUUUCUUAGGAGCUCCUUCCUGGAAUUCGGAGUGGGCAAAGGUGAUUCCGACCGUUUGCCUAGUCUCUGUAGUUUUUCUGUUUAACCCUAACUUUGCCUUUUAAGUUUUUUUUCCAGCAAAACCAGCGACACCACCAGCUAUGGGUCAGAACGAGUCCAUUAUGGGUCGGAACGAAUCUGUUCCCAGCACUCCCCUUAGCCUUGUCAUUGACCACUUUAAAGAAUUCCAGAGGCGAGGUGGGAGAUAUGGGGAAAGGGUUCGCAAAGCCAGACUAACAACCUUUGUCACACAGGAGUGGCCCCUGGGGACCCAAGGAGUCUGGCCCCCUUUUGGGUCCUUUGAUAUGGAGACAGCUCGAGCGGUCCGCCAGUAUGUAUUUGGGCCCCCCGCUCACCCCGAUCAGAUUGUCUAUAUCCAGGCUUGGAUAGAUACAAUCUAUGAUGCUCCCCCUUGGAUUGAGCCACUUCCGAAUGGAGUCCUAGCAGCCCUCAAACCGAAAUCCAAGGCUGAAGAGGAGACCUCCAAGCCCAACGCACCUCCAGUCUUACCUCCGAGCGAAGACUUCUCCGACCCGCUAGACAUCCUUCCCUUACCCCCUCCCCCGUAUCCUGCCCCUGAGCCACAACCUGACUCCACCUCGCCCUCCCCGCCUCGGCCCAUUCGAACCCGCCGCCACGCUCGACCAGAGGGACCUCUGGAACAGGGCCACGAGGCAGCGCCACUGUGUCCUCUGCGGGAGGUCCCAGCCCCGAGUGGGGGCUCCAUGUUUGUGUACACCCCCUUUUCUUUCUCUGACCUCUAUAACUGGAAAAGUCAGAACCCCCCUUUCUCGAAGGACCCAGAAUCUCUGAUUAGCCUUAUAGAGUCUGUUUUCUCCACCCACCUUCCCACUUGGGAUGACUGCCAGCAGAUCUUACGCAUCCUUUUCACGGCUGAGGAAAGGAUGCGAAUCUGCGCUUUGGGGCAAAAGGGAGUCCGAGAACCGGAUGGAUCUCCAUCCACUGAUCGGCAACGAAUUGAGCACUUGUUCCCCUCCUCCCGACCCGAGUGGGACCCUAACACGGAUGCAGUCCUUACAGAGUCUCCAGCCUGUACUGACCUCAAUUCACCGGCUGUUCAGACAAAAACAUCCGAACCCCCCCUUGGGAACGCUGCCCCAAGCGUCAAUUGAGCCAGGAACGUCGGUCCUGGUGCGACGACACCACCGGGAUUCGCUUGAGCCGCGCUGGGAGGGACCGUUCACCGUGGUGCUCAGCACUCCCACCUCCGUCAAGGUAGCAGGAAAGACUGCGUGGAUCCACCACACACAAGUCAAACCACUGGAAGCUACAGACGACGAAAAGGGUCCCCGAUGGACAGUACAACGGACUGGUAACCCAUUAAAGUUAAAGUUUGUAAAGGACUCUCAGCCAUAAAAUUAUGUCUGUACUAUGGUAUUUGGCUUGGUGCUCGAUUAUAAUUGUAAACCCCGGGAAUGGGGACUGGAUUGUUUCAGACGAGAAAACUAAAAGGGAACUAGGGAGAGCUAAAGGCACGAUAAAUCAAGUCACCAUUGACCUAUGUAUACUUUUCAAUGGGAUAAUAAUUAAUGAUGACAGCCCAACUGGCAGGGUAGGUGGGUCGGUCCACCGUAACCUCUGCUCGGGCCGUGGGCCUAAAGCUCUGCAAGUUAUGUUCCAACUCAAGCAGGCAUCCCUGUAUGUAUGUCCUAAAAACCAGCCUGACCCCAAUUAUAAUGUGUACUGUGCCUCCGAUCCAAAACAUCAAUAUUGUUAUUCGUGGUCAUGUGUCACAGGAGGCCUAGAUGGAUACUAUAACUCUGAAAAGUAUCUCGCUGUCAAGUACAUAGGAAACAAAAACUGUUAUGGUGUUUAUACUUGUAACCCAGUCCAGCUGACCUUUCUAAAUCCAACGGAUUUUAGGUGGCUGGGGCAGGGACUUACUUACGCUGUUAAAAUUUAUAAAUCUGGACAUGAUCCUGGAAUUAGUAUCAAUAUCUUAUACAAGCCACCUAGAAAGCCUCCUGUAGUCAUUUACAGGAGAGGACGCCGCCCAGUGACAGCCCCCACUCAGAAGGCACCCAUUAAUUUCCCACUCAGUCGACCCCGGAGGCACACUCCGACGACUAAAGUGACUGAGGCCACAUACAAUGGGAGCAUUUACCACACAGACCAGCCCCAGAUAAAGCUGUGUAAAUGGAGGGGGGAAGGGGGCAUCCCGUACUGGAUAGAGAUUAGAGUGCCUAGCCUCGAUCCAACCUCGAUGCAACCUUCUAUGAGGGCUACAUCACGGUCACUGAUAAACUAGCCUCCGAUCCCUCUAGAUGCAAAAUGCUCCUUCCCCAAUCGCUAUGGAAAGGCACCAGUUUAGAGGGGAUAACUGGUACCUGCAUAUAUCAUUUUAGCCACACAGCCCCUGAGUAUUGCGACCUUUCUCACUCUUAUCGCAUCACAGGAGCUGGUGACGCUACUCCCCUAAUAGCCCCGGCCAGCCAUUGGUGGGCUUGUACUUCAGGAUGGUUCCCUUGUAUGAUUUCAAAAAAGUUCGUUGUUGACCAGGAUGAGGUGUGUGUACUAACCCAGGUUCUGCCUAGAAUCUACUGGCACUCCGAGGAAGAAGGGAACCGGGCUCUCAUCUCAGCCAGUCACCAGAUCAAUAAGAGAAGUCCAGCCCUCCCUAUUAUGGCUGGGAUCAGUGUAUUCUCAGCCCUCGGGAUGAGUGCUGCGUCCAUGGGAGUUAGCAUACACCAAUACAAUAUGCUAUCUCAACAGGUAGAUGAAGAAAUAAAAAGAGUCCAAAAUGCUAUUGAGGCCUUAGAGAGUUCAAUGGACUCAUUAGCUGAAGUAGCUCUCCAAAAUCGCAGAGGACUAGACCUCUUGCUUGCUGAAAAAGGAGGACUGUGCUUGGCCCUGGGAGAGCAAUGCUGCUUGUACGCCAAUAAGUCUGGGGUAGUUAGACAAAACUUAGCGGAACUCCAAAGAGGCAUACAAGAAAGAGAGAGACUAAGACAAGGAGCUCUAGGGUGGGCGGAGCAAAUGUUCUCCUUCCCACCGUGGAUAACCAACAUAAUAGCGACCGUAGCCGGUCCUAUCAUUGUGAUUCUAGUGCUAGCCACUUUGGGCCCCUGCAUAGUAAAUAGGCUGACUGCAUAUGUCAAGCGUCAGGUACAAAGUAUAAAAUUAAUGAUGGUCAGGCAACAAGCGUAUGAGCUUGUCCCCAGCAGACCUUAAGUACGGCCAAGGAUUUGGCCCAGAAGUCACAACAUCAGAGGGGAAUGUUGUACUCUAAGAAAGUAGCUUCAUCAUUUUGUGUAUUAUAGCAAACCUGUACCGCGGCUUACUAAAUGUUUUCUUUUCUUAACUGAUAUGUUAAGUGACCCAAUUGAUAUGUUGAGCAAUACUCUCCCCUGUAAAGAAUUGCAAGAAUUUCACUUAAUUGAAAUGUUAAUCACGGAGCGGCCCUCUACAAACAAGAAGAGUGGUGCUAAAACAAGCUAACAAGGGCUGUUAAUCACGGGUAGGCGCCUCUAGUCUUCGCUAAAGAACUAAAGAAGACAAGAAGGCCCACUAAUUUACACAUUGUUUGAAGUAGUGUGUUUAUAUGCAGGGAGAUUUGCCCAUGAGUUUAACCUUUUUACCUAACCUUAGUUACUCUUCCCACAAGAUAGAUACUCGCCGUUUUCCUGUUCUGUAGCGCGCCUUAUUGCCUCCCCCCACCCACCUAUCUGGGCCAUAAAGAAUUUGGGUUUCUGGUGACCUCUCCCCGACCUGGUGAUGAUCUGUCAUAAAAUGAGCCUGCCCCAAUUUUAAGAACUGUUUAGCUUCAAAGAAAUUACCGGGAAAUACUGUGGCCCAAACCCCGAUCGGUGCUUUCCUUUUGUUCUGUAUGUACCAAUGGGUUAGAUAUCAGAUCUUUGUAAAACUUAAGUUCCAGCAUCUCAUAACUCGUGACCCCUUCGCACUCACUGGCGAAGACAAGCUGUCCUAGGAUAAUUAACUCUCCACUUUCUUCCCCAAAUAUUGCUGCAGAUGUGCCACUCUGAGAUAAUGUCAGUCUGCAGGAUGGGAGUAAUUUGAGCAACACCAGGAACUCCCGGGACUGUCAGAGCUAAGUGGACAGCAAUACAGUUUCCAGAUGCGGGUCAACAGGUUUAAUGGCCUUACAGGUUUCCUCCCCACUUUCCCUUACUUUUAAAAACCCCUUUCCCCAGUCUUGGGCGCGCAGUCUUUGGUUUGAUCUAGGAGAGACUGUGCCGCCAGGACUGGCUCAAUAAAGCCUUUGCCACUUAA
Messenger RNA from Cavia porcellus (domestic guinea pig), 8867 nucleotides. RefSeq names its product caskin-1-like. Bases 4718 to 5749 code for a protein of 343 amino acids. The transcript has 2 exons. The record is from RefSeq and is a predicted model, not a curated record. Gene Ontology annotation, biological process: virion assembly. Gene Ontology annotation, molecular function: nucleic acid binding; RNA-DNA hybrid ribonuclease activity. Lineage: Eukaryota; Metazoa; Chordata; Mammalia; Rodentia; Caviidae.